This is a messenger RNA of Miscanthus lutarioriparius, 2883 nucleotides long. The record is from the annotation of a GenBank genome assembly. NCBI's taxonomy places the organism in Eukaryota, Viridiplantae, Streptophyta, Magnoliopsida, Poales, Poaceae.
AUGGUGAAGCUCCUCGCCGACAUCCUCCACCACACCGCGCCGUCCACCUGGCCGUCCGCCCUCGCCGCGCCGCUGCUCCGCCAACGCCUCGCCCCCGCGCACGUCUCUUCCCUCCUCGUCCACCCGGCCUCUCUCCGCCGGCCUGACCUUUCCCGCCGGUUUCUCCUCCUGUUGCCUUCCCACCUCGUCUCCCCGGUCUCCCUCUCCCUGCUCGCCCUCUCCUUCCUCUCCUCGUCCCCUUCGUCCCCGGCAUCCUCCCCGCACGCCGCCUCCCUGCUCCUCUCCCUCGUGUCAUCCACCCCGUCCGCGUCCUCCUCAUUUUCGUCUCUCUCACACGCUAAUGCACUCGCCACCUUCCGACCUGGCGCCGCCACCGCCGCCAUCACGCUUCUUGCCUCCUCGUACCUCCAGCUCCGCCGCGCCCGCGACGCUGCCGACGUCCUCCACCUAUCCCUCUCGUCUGGCAUUGCGAUGAAGCAGUACACCGCUUCGCAGAUACUAUUUGCUCUCAUUAAGAUCCGGCAGUUUGCUCUUGCCCGCGGCCUGUUCGAUGAAAUGCUUCAAUGCAAAUUUCCCUUGGACGAGUAUGUUUACACGGCCGGAAUUCGGGCCUACUGUGAGAUAAGGAAUUUGGAUAGCGCAAGGGGACUGCUGGCGAGGAUGGAAAGCAAGGGUGUCAAGAGCAGUGCUGUGCCAUACAAUGUGUUGAUGUAUGGUCUCUGCAGAAACAAUCGUGUUCUUGAGGCAGUGGAGGUGAAGAACAGCAUGGUGGGGAGAGGAAUUGUCGCUGAUGAAGUUACAUACCGGACUCUAGUUUAUGGGUUUUGUCGGACUGAGGAACUUGAAAUGGCAUUGAAAAUGACUGAUGAUAUGCUUAGUCUGCACUUUGUGCCAUCAGAGGCCAGUUGCUCGUUUAUGCUUGAUGGGUUACGAAAGAGAGGGCACAUCGACAAGGCAUUCAGGUUAGCUUGUCACUUGGGUGAGUUGGGCAUGGUACCAAACCUUUUUGCGUGUAAUGCAUUGAUUGAUGAACUUUGCAAGAACGGAAGAUUUCGGGAGGCAGAAAGGCUCUUCAGAGGGAUGACAAACAGGGGUCUAGAGCCAAAUGAGGUGACCUAUGCUAUACUAAUACAUUCCUUGUGUAAGAGGGGAAUGAUGGAUGACGCACUUUGCAUGUUUGAUAGGAUGAGGGAGAAGGGAAUCAGUGUGACAGUUUAUCCAUACAACUCUUUAAUUAAUGCUUACUGCCAACAUGACGAUUUUCACCAGGCAAGAGGUCUUCUGAAUGAGAUGGUUGAGAAGGGAUUGACACCAAGUGCAGCAUCAUAUUCCCCCCUUAUAGCUGGUUUAUGUCGGAAAAGGGAUCUGGCCAGUGCAAUGGAGCUCCACAGGGAGAUGGCUAGGAAUGAUGUUUCAGGGAAUGUAUAUACGUUUACAGCGCUUAUCAGUGGUUUCUGCAAGGAUGGAAAUAUGGAUGAAGCAGCUAGGUUGUUUGAUAAGAUGAUAGACAGUUCUGUAGUACCAAAUGAAGUGACUUUUAAUGUUAUGAUUGAAGGGUAUUGCCAUGUAGGCAAUGUUAGGAAGGCAUUCCAGUUAUAUGAUCAGAUGGUAGAUAGGGGCCUAACACCUGACAAUUACACUUACAGGUCACUGAUAAGUGUACUUUGUUUGACGCUAGGUGCCAUGAAAGCUAAGGAAUUUAUUGAUGAUCUAGAAAACAACUGUGCUGUGCUAAAUAAUUUUAGCCUUACAGCACUUAUGCAUGGAUUCUGCAAAGAAGGAAGGUUAACUGAAACGUACCAUGUUUGGGAUGAGAUGAGAGCAAGGGGAGUCAAGAUUGAUCUUAUCAGUUUUACUGUAAUUGUAUAUGCAGCUCUGAAACUGCAUGACAGAGAGAAAAUAAGUGUGUUACUUAGGGAAAUGAAAGAAAAAGGUGUGAAGCCAGACAAUGUGUUCCAUACAUGCAUGAUUGAUGUGCACUCAAAGGAAGAAAAUAUAGUUCAAGCUUUAAACUGCUGGGAUAAGAUGAUAGCUGACGGAUGCUCUCCAAAUGUUGUCACAUAUACGGUUUUAAUUAAUCAUCUAUGCAAGUCUGGGUAUUUGAGUAGCGCAGAGAUUCUUUGUAAAGAAAUGUUAGCUGGGCGCUUCCUUCCUAAUAGCUUUACUUAUAAUUGCUUUCUUGAUUAUCUGGCAAAUGAAGGAGAGCUGGAAAAGGCCAAAGUUCUACACACAGCCAUGCUUGAAAGCUGUUUAGCUAACACAGUGACAUUUAACACAUUGAUCAAAGGGUUCUGUAAGGCUGGGCAGAUCCAAGGGGCAAUUGACCUUAUGCAGAAGAAUGCUGAGAGUGGUUUCUUUCCUGAUUGCAUCAGCUAUUGUACAAUAAUAAAUGAGCUCUGUAAGGUCGGUGACACCAAUAAAGCAUUUGAGCUUUGGAAUGAAAUGUUAUACAAGGGACUGAAACCUGAUAUUGUGGCAUACAACAUUUUGAUUCGCUGGUGCAAUAUUCAUGGCGAAUUUGGUAAGGGCUUAGGAAUUUACAGUUAUAUGGUCAAUUUGAAGUAUGAAGAUGAUACACCGGUUAAUCACAAAGGGUCAGGAAGAAAAGUGAUCGAAAAACUGCAUCAAAUUUAUGCUGCUGAACUUGCAAAUAAAGAUUUUGCAUAUGGUGACUGGAUUACGCUGUUCAUAGAAUGUGACAUCUUGCUCCAUGCAACACUGAAACGCCAAUCUCCGCGCAUUUUUACUGUCACUUGUACAGCUGCUGAACUUCCAGGUUCUCAGUGUACCUGUUUCUUCACUGGAAAACAACUUGUCUUGCGACUGAAAACAUGCAACAACACAGGAAUUCUGCUCGAAGGUAACUGCUGGAAGUUCAGAUAA